Cuscuta epithymum is the source of this 1255-nucleotide messenger RNA. NCBI's taxonomy places the organism in Eukaryota, Viridiplantae, Streptophyta, Magnoliopsida, Solanales, Convolvulaceae. The record is from the annotation of a GenBank genome assembly.
UAGAAAUUUUCCAAUUAAGAAGGGUCCCAACACUUUAGGUAACAAAAUUGCACUUGUUUCAAAUGAUUUGCACUUGUUUCUUGAUGCUUCCAUGGGAGAACCUGCCAAUAUUAAGAGAUCAAGAGGUUUACCGGAUGCCCUCUGUUGGUGCCAUCAAUGCAACACUAGUCAAACGCUGCCUCCAGCAAGAAGCUAUCGAAAAGGGGAAUCUGUUGAACUCCAUCCCAUUAGUCGAUCCCCUAGAUGCGUAUUAUGUCUUGAACCCUGAUGGUGAUCUUAGCUUCACCCAGGCUACAUUUGAGGGUUGGUUUAAUGAUAAGAACUUUGAGGGUGCGAGCGGAGUUGCACCCACCGUUGACGAACUGACUGAAGCCUUGAAGAGACAUGACCUAUUUCUUUAUUUUGGGCAUGGAAGCGGUAUGCAAUACAUCCCUGCAGACAAAAAAAAAAGAUCUUGAGACUUGCUCGGCUUGCCUACUAAUGGGAUGCAGCAGCGGGUCACUUAAAGGCAACAAGUCCUACAUUCCUCAGGGCGCCCCCUUAUGUUACCUCUCAGCAGGCUCUCCAAUCAUAGUUGCCAAUCUUUGGGAAGUGACCGACAAAGACAUUGACAGGUUCGGCAAGACAUUGCUGGAAGGGUGGUUAAGAGAAAGGUCCAACUUUUAUGGAAAAUGUGACCAAUGUAGUGAAAUUUCGAAGGAGUUGAAGUCCAUGGAUAUAAAAGGAGGUCGGGGAAAUAGAAAGAGGGAUAUGCAUAAUAAAUGUUGUAGGCAUAGGCCAAGAAUUGGGUCGUUCAUGGGGGAAGCUCGAAAGGCAUGCAUCCUUCGAUAUUUGAAUGGGGCAUCCCCAGUUUGCUAUGGUGUUCCCACUGGAAUUAUAAGAAAAAGUGAUUAAUUAUAACCAUCCCCCGGAGGUGUACAAAUGUAUCAUGUAAAUAUAGGUUUUAUUUAGGUGGUGGUGGUGUUCAGAACAUGUAACCCAUCAGUUAGGUUUAAGGAAUCUAAAUGGUACUUUUUGAGAACCGUGCCUGUAGACAUAUGAUGUGUGGUGGCAGCGCCGCAGCGGGGACAUGCAUACCCGCAAUUUAUGUUAUAGACUACAUGACCGGGUAUAUGGUGGGCUCGGUUUCGGGUGUAAAAAUUGGGGACCGUGUGGUCCCGACUCCUGGUUCGGUCCCAAUGGUCAUCAUUUAAUUUUUUAUUUAUUUAAUUUUUUGCUUUUCAGGAGGGAGGGGUGUGAUUGCUGUUGCAACGGC